CUUUUAGAUUGAGACAUGAAUAGUAGCCCCUUAGUUUUUACCCAUUGCACCUUCAAUUACGUUUCAUAGGCCAUUUGCUUUCACACACAACACACACUCUUGACUUCGUUUCUUCCCUUCUUCUCCCGGCGUGACCCCUCUCUCUCUCUCUUCCUCCGCUCUCUCUUCCCCCUCUCUAUCGCCUUUGGGGUCGCCCAACUGCAAAUUCCUCAAAAACCCUCAUCCAGAAAACCCCCUAUUCCAAAAUUUCCCCGUCCAAUAGCACGCUGAUUGCAUCAUCAAUGGCCGCGCCGGAGCUAGCUCAAACCGACCCAGAAGGAAUUGAAGGAGUCCGGAUGACAUGGCUGAAUUGGCCGCGAUCCAAGGUGGAGGCGUCCAAGUGCGUCAUCCCAAUCGCUGCCUCAAUUCAGCCGAUCCGCCCCCACGUGGAUCUGCAGAUCCUGCCCUACACGCCGCUCCGAUGCAAGACAUGCUCCGCCGUGCUAAACCCCUUCUGCCGAGUUGAUUUCACUGCCCUCAUAUGGAUCUGCCCCUUCUGCUUUCAGAGGAACCAUUUCCCGCACCAUUAUUCCUCGAUUUCGCAGACGAAUUUGCCUGCCGAAUUGUACCCCAAUUUUCCCUCUGUUGAGUAUUUGAUCCCGAAUUACCAGAAUCCGCAGAAUUUCAACCCUGCCGUGACGUCUUCUCCGAUUUAUUUGUUUGUUCUGGAUACCUGCAUGAUCGAGGAGGAGUUGGAAUUUGCCAAAUCGGCGCUGAAACGGGCGAUUGGGAUGCUGCCGGAAAAUGCUAUGGUUGGGUUUGUAUCGUAUGGCACGCAGGUGCAGGUGCACGAAUUGGGGUUCUCGGAGAUGUCAAAGGUUUAUGUUUUUAGGGGAUCGAAGGACAUAUCGAAAGAUCAGGUCUUGGAGCAAUUAGGGCUUGCUGUGCAGGGAAGUAGGCGGGCUGGUCCGGGUAUGCAGAAGAGUGGUGGUGGACCGAGCCCUGUGGCUGGAGCUGGAGCUGGGCCAAACACCGGGAUCAACAGAUUUUUGUUACCUGCGUCUGAAUGCGAAUACACACUGAAUUCAUUGUUGGAUGAGUUGGUGACAGAUCAAUGGCCGAUUGCGCCAGGUAACAGGGCAUUGAGGUGUACAGGAGUUGCGCUGAGUGUUGCCACAGGACUUCUAGGGGCAUCAACAGCAGGGACUGGUGCAAGGAUGAUUGCAUUGGUAGGGGGUCCAUGCACAGAAGGUCCCGGAUCGAUUGUCUCAAAAGAUCUGUCUGAUCCAGUCCGUUCACAUAAGGAUCUUGACAAGGAUGCAGCACCUUUCUUUAAAAAAGCAGUCCAUUUCUACGAUGAACUUGGAAAACAGUUGGUUAGUCAAGGCCAUGUGCUGGACGUCUUUGCCUCUGCUCUCGAUCAGGUUGGGAUUGCUGAGAUGAAGGUUGCCAUUGAAAAAACUGGUGGACUUGUCGUUCUGGCUGAAAGUUUUGGCCACUCUGUCUUUAAGGAUUCAUUCAAGCGCAUUUUUGAAGUUGGAGAGCAGUCAUUGGGGCUUGCAUUCAAUGGUACGCUGGAGGUCAACUGCUCAAAGGAUAUAAAAGUCCAAGGAAUCAUUGGUCCAUGCACCUCACUUGAGAAGAAAGGGCCUGCUGUAGCUAGCACAGUUAUAGGACAGGGGAAUACUACAGCUUGGAAGAUGUGUGGCCUUGACAAAAGUAGUUGCCUAACUGUUUUCUUUGACGUUUCGUCUAGUGAAAAGUCUGAUCCAGCAGGGCCAAGUCCUCAAUUAUACAUACAGUUUCUAACUAGUUAUCAAAGCUCUGACGGCCAGAUGCGGCUGAGAGUCACAACUGUUACACGACGAUGGGUGGUGGGCAGUGAGGAUUUAGUUCAAGGAUUUGAUCAAGAAGUCGCUGCUGUAGUAAUGGCUAGACUAGCUUCUUAUAAAAUGGAAAUGGAGGAGGGUUUUGACGCGACAAGAUGGUUAGAUAGGAAUCUGAUACGCUUGUGUUCCAAAUUUGGGGAAUAUCGUAAAGAUGAUCCCGCCUCAUUCACUUUAAACUCCUGUUUUUCAUUGUUUCCUCAGUUCAUGUUUAAUCUGCGACGGUCGCAAUUUGUACAGGUGUUUAACAAUAGCCCGGAUGAGACAGCCUAUUUCCGCAUUUUGUUGAAUCGGGAGACUAUAAGCAAUGCUGUAGUCAUGAUUCAACCAUCAUUGAUAUCAUAUGCAUUUAAUUCACUUCCUGCACCAGCUUUGCUUGAUGUUCAAUCCAUUGCAGCGGAUCGUAUUCUCCUGCUGGACUCUUAUUUUAGUGUUGUUAUUUUUCAUGGAAUGACUAUAGCUCAGUGGAGGAAUAUGGGCUACCAGAACCAGCCAGAACAUCAGGGUUUUGCUAUGUUAUUACAAGCUCCACAAGAGGAUUCCCAAUUAAUAAUUCGUGACCGUUUUCCUGUACCGAGGCUCGUGGUCUGUGAUCAGCAUGGUUCUCAGGCAAGGUUUUUGCUGGCAAAGUUGAAUCCCUCAGCCACCUACAGUAAUGCACAGGAAAUGAUGCAUACUGGUUCAGAUGUGAUCUUCACUGAUGAUGUGAGUCUACAAGUAUUCAUUGAUCACCUUCAGAGGCUUGCUGUCCAAGCUUCUUAAGGACGUGAUUCGCCUGCUUGAUGAUUUUCUUGGAGUGAAUUAUGGCUCUUCUAGUUGUUCAUGUUUGAAACUAUGCCUUAUUGUCGUCCAAUUGCGAGAAUGAGGUUAGACCCUCAGUGUUUGAACAAUGAGUAGUUGCUUUGCUGCUAUUCCUUUCGGGCUCGAGAGGACUUUUGCUUCAUUGGAUUCUGAGGUGCUCGCGGAAUUUGUAACUUAAAUAGUUAUUGGAUAAACCUAAGGGUAUAGUUGUAAGUUAAAAAGUGACAUUUUUGUAUUUGACAGGAUUAUAUAUUGGUAGUUUCUUCCCAUUA
Salvia miltiorrhiza (redroot sage) is the source of this 2938-nucleotide messenger RNA. Its product is annotated as protein transport protein SEC23 E-like. The coding region runs from base 282 to 2627 and encodes 781 amino acids. The record is from RefSeq and is a predicted model, not a curated record. Gene Ontology annotation, cellular component: endoplasmic reticulum exit site; COPII vesicle coat. Gene Ontology annotation, molecular function: zinc ion binding; GTPase activator activity. Gene Ontology annotation, biological process: COPII-coated vesicle budding; endoplasmic reticulum to Golgi vesicle-mediated transport; COPII-coated vesicle cargo loading. The transcript is spliced from 12 exons. NCBI's taxonomy places the organism in Eukaryota, Viridiplantae, Streptophyta, Magnoliopsida, Lamiales, Lamiaceae.